AUGGUGUUGCGACUCUCGAGUAUUGCCUUUAUGGCGAUUGCUAUUCUCUUUCUCUGUCUUGCAACCUUCGCCAAUGCUGAAAACACUCGCCAACUUCACGGCAGCCGUGCUCGGCAUCACCGCCGUGCCAAUGUCAUCACCAAGGCUCCUGCAUGGGCUAAGGAGAUCACCAACAGCCCGGGUCACCAGAACCCUGCCAUGGCACCUCCGGACCCAACCGUCGAACUAGAGCUUUCUGAUGAUUCUGCGACCAGCCUGGAUCAGUACUACAAGGAUGCGGAAAACGCCACUGAGCCUUCUGAUGUCACUCCUAACAAAUCUCACCUCUCACGCCGAUCUCUAGAGAAACGUGGAAGUGGUCCUCUGUACUGCAAAGAUGGCCCUUGCGCAGAUGAUAGUUGCUGCGGCCCCGAGAAAAUCUGCGGCUAUGGCCCAGACUAUUGCGGUAAAGGAUGCUCAUCUAACUGCGAUGCUACAGCCAUGUGCGGAGAGUACAGUGAAGAGGGCGAGAUGCCUUGCGGCAUGAACCUCUGCUGUUCUGCUUCAGGAUGGUGUGGCACUACUGAAGUCUUUUGUGACAAUGCCGAUCCUGUCCACAAGACUCUUCCCUGCCAAGCUGGCUACGGAUCCUGCAACAUCGCCUCCUCCCCUUCAUGCGCCAAGGGUAGUGGUAGCACCAACGGCCGAACCAUUGGCUACUACCAAUCUUGGAACGUGCGAGCCCGCAAGUGUGACACCAAGACACCUAAGCAGCUCAACACCAAGGGUUUCACUCAUCUCUUCUACUCGUUCGCAUUCAUCGACCCUGUUUCCUUCAAGGUCACCCCCGCUCAUGACGAUGAUGUGAAGCAGAUGCACGAGUUCACUGACCUAUCCAAGGAUGGUAAGUUGCAGACUUGGAUCGCUAUUGGUGGCUUUGACUUCAGCAAUGAGAACACUUCUACCCAUACCACUUGGAGCGACAUGGUGUCUACCAAGGCCAACAGAGCUUCGUUUAUAGACUCAGUUCGUGCUUACAUGGAUGAGUAUGGCUUUCAAGGUGUUGAUCUUGAUUGGGAAUACCCCGGCGAGCCCAAGCGCGGUGGUCGAAAGCUUGCUGAUACCCGCAACUUCUCCAUGCUACUCAAGGAAAUGCGUGCAGCUUAUGGUAGCAAGUAUGGUAUCAGCUUGACCUUGGCUCCUGACUACUGGUAUCUUCGCUGGUUCGACGCAAAGGCUAUGGAGCCUUACGUGGACUUCUUUGGUUUCAUGGCUUAUGAUCUCCACGGUUACUGGGACGAGGAUGUCAAGACUCUUGGCAAGAUCAUCCGUGGUCAAGCCGACAUUCGAGAAAUCGGCAACAACACCAUCCCUCUUUGGUUCGGUGGCCUUGAUCCCAAGAAGCUCAACUUUGGUCUCGCUCUGUACGGUCGUGGCUACACUGUCGCUGACAAGAGCUGUAACAAUCUUGGCUGCUCUUUUGUUGGACCCAGCAAGAAAGGAGAAUGCACUGACUCUGAUGGUGUUAUGUCUCUUGGCGAGAUCAAGAACCUCAUCAAGAAGGGUGUCAAAUCUACUUAUCUCAAGGACUCUAUGAUGAAGCAGAUCACCUUUGACGACCAGUGGAUAGGAUAUGAUGACGAGGAGACAUUUGCUGAUAAGAAGGCAUGGGCUGAUGGAUACUGUUUCGGCGGCACCAUGAUCUGGAGUAUCGACUUCCAACCGAGCGAUAACUUUACUGAUGGUAGUGGUGAUGUACCCGCUCUCCCAGACCUCGACGGCAUAGGCGCCAUUCCCAAGGACCUCCAAGACAAGGUCCUCAAGAAGUGCGACACCGGCUUCUCUUACGACAACUACGGCGACCUGCCAAAGCUUUGGUACGACUCUGGAGCUGAGCAGUGGGCAGAUGCCUACAUCAAGUCUCAGAAGGAUCACACCAACUGGGCUCAGAACCUUUACCGCAAUCUCUUUGAGAAGAAGGAUCAUACCAAGUUCUCUUGCGUUACGCCCAACUCUCGAUGUGACUUUGACGCCUCUUGCGCCGAGUUUAACAAGAUUGGCAAGGGUGGACUUUAUUACCUCUUCCAGUCGAUGUCGAGUUUCCAUACCUUCAUGAAGGCUCUCAAUCAACAGUUCGACAGCAAGAUCACUCUGACCCUUGCGACCGUCUCCGAGAUGAGACUUAUCCUCGACAUCAAGAGUGGUCUUCCCCAAACAACCAUCAACAUCGGAAGUGUUCUUGGUUCAGCCUUCAGCAUGGCUAGCGCUAUCGCUGCACCUAUUCCAGCUGUUGGUGGUCCUCUUGCUGGUAUCUCGGGCCUUGCUAGUAUGAUUGGAACCUUCACCAGUACAGUUGGUGGGAAUGACAACGCCGUUGACGCGACCGACACUCUGACUUUCGCGGUCAAAACCGCUGCAGUGGAGGGCAAGAGAAAGAUUGCCAGCAUUGUUUCUUCAGUGUACGGCGACUUUGGACAUGCACAGACCGAUCUUCCCAAAACCAUGCUGGUUGGAGGCGCUGAUAACCCCGCCAUCAAGGUCUUUGGCUAUGGUGCGUGGUUGAGAGACAACGAUCUCACAGACCUGAGCGGCGCCGUGGAAAGAAUGUCCGACAAGAUGAACCAAGCUCUUUUGUGGCAGAUGGCGAGACUCUUCAAGGGUUUCUACGUCGUGAUCCGAGACGAUCUCCCCAUCAACAAGUGCACCCACCCCAACAACGCAUGGGACGACAGAACCGGCCGUUGUCUCGACAUCCUCUCCUGGUGGCCCAAAUCAGCAUCCGGCCGCGUCGGCGGCGAUCUCGCCAUGGAGAAGGUCUGGGACAAAUGGAACAUGUCUCCUCUCUGGACUCUGCGCAACGCCGUCGAAUGCUGGGAGAACAACGGCGGCAAGAUCGGCGAAGCAAAGGUUAAGGCUCUUCAGAGCGAAUGGACCAACGGUGUUCCUCCUCCUUGUUUCUUCGCCAUGCCUGUUCUCAAGGGUAAUUGGUCUAAGGAUGCUGCGUCUGACGGUGCGAUUUGGCUGGCUGGUGAUUUUGUUGGACAGGAGGGUCAGGCUGGAAGGCUUUGGCCGAAGGAUAAGUGUGAUAAGGCGAAUAGGGAACUUGACCCGAUUACGGGUGGUCAGGUGAAGAAGUGCAGUAGCCUCAACAAGGUUGGAGGGGAGAAAUAGGUUUUGCAUGAUUAGCAUUUGGUUACUCUUACGAAAGUCGCG
Molecule: messenger RNA, 3192 nt
Organism: Fusarium odoratissimum NRRL 54006
Lineage: Eukaryota; Fungi; Ascomycota; Sordariomycetes; Hypocreales; Nectriaceae
Exons: 10
Coding region: 1-3150 (1049 amino acids)
Biological process (GO): carbohydrate metabolic process
Molecular function (GO): chitin binding
Source: RefSeq, a predicted model, not a curated record